Molecule: messenger RNA, 680 nt
Organism: Ilyonectria robusta
Lineage: Eukaryota; Fungi; Ascomycota; Sordariomycetes; Hypocreales; Nectriaceae
Exons: 1
Coding region: 84-557 (157 amino acids)
Source: RefSeq, a predicted model, not a curated record
GCUGCCACUCAGCGCCGCUGACUGAGGUGCUCAGCGUCGAGGGUCGAGGUCGACUGGUCGAGGUCCAUCGAGGGUACGUACCGAUGUCCUUGCCUGAGCCAACCCCAGGAGCCCAGGUCGGUACCGCACCCGUCUUGUUGCAAAGCACCCGGCCCUGUCGCUCCUCCCCAUCCAUCACUCUUCCUCCCCCAUCACCCAUUACCCAUUCUUCGUGCAGUCCACGAUCCUUCCGCCCCCUCUUCUUCCUCAGUUUCUGCUCCCAACUCCUCGUGUUGGGAUUGCGUUUGAGUAGUCUCAUCCUCUGCCUUAUUUUACUCCUUUUUUCCGCCUCGCACCGAGCCCGUCUCCCCACCCGCGCACCACUCGUUCUCCAAGUCGCCUUCAACCUCUUCGUGACGGAUCACGACGAGUUUUGCGAAAACACAAACUGCCCGACCGCGUCCCCAACGCGCCCUCGAAUCGUGCCAGCAAUCCGUAUUUCGCUUCUCAACGACCGUCACCUCCCUCUGGGCACGCUGCUUUCCCCCGUCGACCCGCCGCUCAUCCUCUGCCCUUGACGGCCACGAUCCACGAUUCUCCACGACCCUCGAGCCCUCCACCGACGCCUGCGAUUCCCCGACUGUCCGCCCGCGCCGGUAUCCUCCCGCCGUAUGAGACUUUCCGUGACUGUUCUCGUUCGC